AUGGCGCUCGAAUUCUUACAGAAUGUGCCCCGUCCGACGAUUGAUCGGCCGUUUGGCAUCCACCUCUGGCCUAUCUUCGACCAGGCUUUCGAGAAGGUUGUGGGCUAUCCCGCCAGCGAGUUCAAGUUUGUUGAGGGAGAGACCCCCAUGUCCGGCUUCCGGGAAACCGCCGCGAUGCUCGUGACCUACUACAUCGUGAUCUUCGGAGGCCGUAUGGUUAUGAAGAAUUUCCCUGCCCUCAAGCUCAACACCCUGUUCAUGAUCCACAACUUCUACUUGACCGCGAUCAGUGCGACUCUGCUGGCCCUUUUCAUUGAACAGCUUCUGCCCACCAUCUGGAGAAAUGGAAUCUUCUUCGCCAUUUGCGACUACGAGGGUGGAUGGACUCAGCCCCUGAUUGUUCUGUACUAUGUUAGUACCCUCAACUACCUGACCAAGUACCUGGAACUCAUCGACACCGUCUUCCUGUUCCUCAAGAAGAAGCCUUUGACCUUCCUCCACACUUACCACCACGGUGCCACCGCUCUCCUCUGCUACACCCAGCUUAUCGGUUUGACCGCCGUCCAGUGGGUUCCUAUCACCAUUAACCUUCUGGUUCAUGUUGUCAUGUACUGGUACUACUUCCAGAGCGCCCGUGGCAUCCGUAUCUGGUGGAAGGAGUGGAUCACCCGUCUCCAGAUCAUCCAGUUCGUUAUCGAUCUUGGUUUUGUCUACUUUGCAUCCUACACCUAUUUCUCGUCCACCUACUUCCCCUGGGCACCGAACAUGGGCAAGUGCGCUGGAGAGGAAUUCGCUGCCUUCGCCGGAAUGGCCAUCCUGAGCUCCUACCUGUUCUUGUUCAUUUCCUUCUACAUCGCUACCUACAACAAGGCAGCCAAGACCGGCCGUCCCCGUCGCAACACUGGCAGACAGGCUGUUAUCGAUAUGGCCAAGAUGGAGGUCGUCCCUUCUGCCAACGGAAGCGCAGCCAAUGGCAGCGCCAAGUCGAACGGAGCGGCAACCGCUUCUGGCCGCUCCAACGGCCCCGUCACCCGCUCCCGCAAGGCCUAA
Aspergillus bombycis is the source of this 1050-nucleotide messenger RNA. RefSeq names its product elongation of very long chain fatty acids protein. Gene Ontology annotation, cellular component: endoplasmic reticulum membrane. Lineage: Eukaryota; Fungi; Ascomycota; Eurotiomycetes; Eurotiales; Aspergillaceae. Gene Ontology annotation, molecular function: fatty acid elongase activity. Gene Ontology annotation, biological process: sphingolipid biosynthetic process; very long-chain fatty acid biosynthetic process; fatty acid elongation, saturated fatty acid. The transcript has 3 exons. The record is from RefSeq and is a predicted model, not a curated record. Bases 1 to 1050 code for a protein of 349 amino acids.